Punica granatum (pomegranate) is the source of this 1683-nucleotide messenger RNA. The record is from RefSeq and is a predicted model, not a curated record. Lineage: Eukaryota; Viridiplantae; Streptophyta; Magnoliopsida; Myrtales; Lythraceae.
AUCGAUAUGUUCACUUACUUCCUACUGGUAACGACCCCAUUUUGGUUUUUAUUCUCCUCCAUUCCGGCUUCGGGCCAGAUUCUGCCUCCGUAUGCUGGCCGUUAUGGAGAGUGGCGGCUCCUCCACGAGAGCAUCGGCAUCUCCGCAAUGCACAUGCAGCUCCUCCACAACAACAAGGUCGUCAUGUUCGACCGGACCGACUUUGGCCGGUCCAACCUGUCCCUGCCCGGGAACCAAUGCCGGGACGACCCUCGCGAUACCGUCCUGAGGACUGACUGCACGGCCCACUCGAUACUCUACGACAUCAAGACCGAUACUUUCCGUCCCCUGAUGGUCCAUACCGACACCUGGUGCUCAUCCGGCGGAGUACUUCCUAAUGGAACAUUCGUCCAGACGGGCGGAUACAACGACGGUGACCAUGCUAUUCGCACGUUCGAACCUUGCGAUGACAACUCGUGUGACUGGGUCGAGCUCCAGAAUUAUCUGUCCCAGCGGAGAUGGUACGCGACAAAUCAGAUCCUGCCAGACGGUCGUAUAAUUAUUGUCGGUGGACGAAGGCAGUUCAACUACGAGUUUUACCCUAGACAAAAUCCUUCCUCCUCGGGUUCGAUUUGGCUUAAUUUCUUGCUCGAGACGAGAGAUGAUGCUGAGAACAAUUUGUACCCAUUCGUCCAUCUAUUGCCAGAUGGGAAUCUCUUCAUUUUCGCUAACACUCGUUCCAUAUCUCUUGACUACAAGAAGAACAUUGUGGUCAGACAAUUCCCUCAGAUGCCGGUCGAUGAUCCAAGAAACUACCCUAGCUCGGGCUCAUCCGUCUUGCUUCCUCUUGACGAGAACAAGUCCAUUGAAGUCGAGAUAUUAAUCUGCGGUGGCGCCCCACGAGGCUCAUAUGAACAGGCAGGGCAAGGAAACUUCAUGCGCGCUAGCUCGUCGUGCGGGCGGAUUAAGGCUACUGAUGGAAACCCUAGCUGGGUCAUGGAAGACAUGCCAACAGCAAGAGUGAUGGGGGACAUGCUCCUCCUCCCGACCAAAGAUGUCAUCAUAGUGAAUGGUGCGGAAUAUGGCACAGCAGGAUGGGAGUUCGGCCACUCCCCAGUGACUCGUCCCAUCAUUUACCGGCCAUACGGACUACCAGACUGGAGAUUCUCGGUAAUGUCACCGGCUUCUCGACCGAGACUCUACCACUCGUCGGCGAUUCUGAUCCUCGAUGGACGCAUAUUAGUUGGAGGUAGCAACCCCCACGUAUAUUACAACUUCACCAACGUUGAGUACCCCACGGACUUAAGCCUAGAAGCAUUCGCACCACCAUAUUUGUCAACCGAGUACGAUAGGAUACGGCCGAAGAUCAUAUCAGCACCCGCAAUCCUGAGACAUGGGCAGGCUUUCUCGCUCUCAUUCUAUGUUCCGGAAUAUCUGACGGCCGACGUCCUUUCAGUCAAUAUCAUUGCUCCAUCUUUUACUACUCAUUCUUUCUCGAUGAGCCAAAGAAUGGUAGUAUUGAAACUGGUUGGAGUGCUUAGGCUGUCAUCGGAUACGUAUAAUUUGACCACCGUCGGGCCAUCAACUGCAGAGAUUGCUCCACCGGGAUACUAUAUGCUGUUUGUGGUGCACGAAGGUAUACCAAGUGCGGGGUCUUGGGUGAACAUACAAUAAAUAGGGGAUUGUGCAGUGUAUUUGCUUUCG